CAUCGUGCCAUUCGUGGGCUUCGAAGGGCCGCGAAGAAUAAGAAGAGAACGGCUUAUGGCAUUCAAGAAAGAAUAUGUUUUCCUUCGUCGGAUGGGAGCGCAUGCCUUUUCGGAGAAAGUUCACAUGGUCGUACCGUGAAUUUAAAAAAAGAAAAGAAUAAACAGAGACCUGGCCAUUGACUCGGGUUUGGUUGUCAAUGGAGGAAUUUAUGGAGCGACUCAAUCAUCGUCGCUCCACGAAGGCGCGACUCAAUCAUCGUCAACUCGCCGGUUCUGCGAUAGCAGCAGCCCAAUAAGGAAGCUCCGACAAUGGAUUCUGUUCGAGCUGCUAAACCUCUAUUUAGCGACGGACUCAAUUUGGCGAACUUGGUCGUGUCCUCCGAUAUUCUUUGCGAUUCAUGGGCUGCAAUCUCUGCCCAGAUUGACGGCAAUCACCAAAGCCAAAGCCCAUCAUCUUCGGAAACCGUGAAGAUCCAAGAAUUCGAACACCCGGAAUACAAAAUCAUUGCUUUCGUGACCCCAUUAGUUGCUGCAAGUCAUCUCCAAGAAGAGGCCGAUUUGGUCCCUUCGUCUUCAUUAGAGGCUUCUGAGUUUCAGUUUCUCUGCUCCCAGGACAGCCAGUCUUUUGCCAUUAACAAAGCUGCGAUUUCUCUGUUCAACGCUCUCCGGGAUAGUAAGCUCUCCCCCCUGAAAGCUCAGCUUUUGAUGCAGGUCGCAAAGUCGUCUAAGUCUAUUCCGCACAUUAUAACUGGAGGUUGUUUGGGCGGAUCCAUUGCCUCUCUUUUCACGCUAUGGCUCCUCCGCACACUCGAUUCAGCCACCAAAAACCGUCCACUUUGCAUCACAUUCGGUUCAACCCUCAUUGGGGACGAUGGCUUCCAACAAGCCAUAUCUCAAUAUUCAACAUGGAAUUCUUGCUUCUUGCAUGUGGCUCAUAUGGAUGACUGUUUCCCCAGACUCUUUCUGCUGUCGACUGCAGAGCAGAGUCUAUACAGGCCUUUUGGAACAUUUCUUUUGUGUUCUGAUUUGGGUGGUGCAUGUUUUGAAGCCCCUGAUACCAUUAUUGAGUUGCUCACCCUGAUGAGCCGGGAAAGGAAUGGUGGCACUGCAGAUUCCCAAAUUUUCAAUUAUAAGAGCGUCAUUGAAUCUCUUGAACAGCGAUUGAUUUGCAAGAACCAUUCUGCAUUUAGCGUGCUUGAUGCUGAUUCAUUUCAAGCUGGGAUAAAUGUGCAAGUUGCAGCAAUUGGCCUUAUGCAAAUUCAGAAUAUGGAUAGUGAUGCUCUGUGGAGGAAGAUAGUGAUGCCUGAAAAAGACAUCCUAGAACGAAAGAAUCAAGCAUUGGAUCCUGCUAAGGCGUUGAACAAAAUGAAAGUAUACCUAGCUUAUUUUGAAUGGUAUAAGAACAAAUGUGAAGAUGAUGGCCAGGGUCCUGGUUACUAUGACAGCUUCAAGAACAAAAUGUUUAAGCGUGACCAUGAAGUCGUUAAGUUCAAAACAGAGCUUGAGAUGUACUGGAAAGCUGUGGUGGAAGAGGCCGAGAAGAGGCCUCAGUUUCCAGGAGCACCGCUGCGGAGCCGCUGGCUUUUUGCAGGGACGAAUUACCGGAGGAUGGUUGAGCCGCUCCACAUAGCCGAGUACUGUAAAUUGGGUAACAGAAGUUACAUAUCCAAGGGGAGAUCAAAGCACUUCAAGCUAUUGGAACAGUGGCUGGACGAACAUCAGAAACAGCCCCGGAAUAGUGUUCCUAACAAUUCGAAAAUUAAGAAGAUCACGUCCAGCCUCACAGAGGAUUCAUGUUUCUGGGCCCAUGCGGAGGAGGCACGGAUAACAUGCAGGUUGCUGAACAGCGGAGGAUCGAACAGUGCAGAAAUAAAGAACUUAGUCGACUUCGAGAAGUAUGUCAUGGGUUUGCUCAAGAGCUGUGCAGUUACUUCCGAUAUUUUCUUGGAAAGCAGCAGUUACAUGCAAUGGUGGAGGGAGUAUGAGGACAUGUUGAGCAAGCGAUUGAUGGGAACUUCUCACAACUCGGAACUCACUCGUUACAUGAAGGACGGAGAAUAUCACUGUUAUAAAUGAGGUGACUCAGUAUUUCACAUGACAGAUGAAUAAACUGGGUAAUUUGAAUGUAAUCUGAAGUUUAUUAUAAUAGCAACAAUGUGCUGGUCUUGCUUGUCAUGUUGAUUUUGCUUUGCUUGAAUUGAGUUGGAUAAUCAUUGGACUAUUGGUCAUCGUGAGUUCAAAAAUUUGAUUCGGAAGGCAAGACUUUAUGUUUC
This is a messenger RNA of Eucalyptus grandis, 2273 nucleotides long. Its product is annotated as senescence-associated carboxylesterase 101. Lineage: Eukaryota; Viridiplantae; Streptophyta; Magnoliopsida; Myrtales; Myrtaceae. The record is from RefSeq and is a predicted model, not a curated record. Gene Ontology annotation, molecular function: carboxylic ester hydrolase activity. The transcript is spliced from 4 exons. The coding region runs from base 310 to 2076 and encodes 588 amino acids. Gene Ontology annotation, biological process: lipid metabolic process; defense response.